UACUUAGAGGGGAGACGCAUCAUUUGUGCAGUGGUGGAAGCAAAGUCUCUUGGUAUCUGUCAGAGCUCACAGCAGGCAGCAUUUCCAUUUGUUUUCCCUGCACGUUGUUGUGUAAUGAAAGCGAUGUGGAUUUACAGGCUCGUUGUUGGACUCGCAGUCGUUUCUUGCUGCGAGAGCAGGCGAAAUGCUCUCCAAGACUAUCAGAAAUCCGAAGGUACCCGACUGGCUGUUGUGUCUCCGGAUUCCUCACAUCUGACCAAAAGCAGGAAACUGAGCUUAACCAAAUGUGCAAAAACGUGCAGUCGUGGAAAAAGACUCCCAUUCAACUGCAGAGCGUUCCUCUAUGAUCAUCGGAACAGGAAAUGCCAGUGGCUUUCAUUUGACAGAAAUUCAGCAGGAGCUCAAAGCCAUCAGAACAUUGACUAUGACCUCUAUCAAAAGAAAGACUACAUAAGGGAAUGCAUUGUGGGGACAGGUCAGAGCUACAGGGGGCGGAGGUCAGUGACAGUCAGUGGGAUCCUAUGCCAAGCCUGGGCCUCCCCAAUACCUCAUGAGCACAAAUUCAUGUCUAAGCGGUACAGGAAAAAGGACCUAAUAGAGAAUUAUUGCCGCAACCCAGACAACUCCACUGUUGGUCCAUGGUGCUUCACCACUGACCCCAGGCCAGAUCUCCGACAUCAGGAGUGUGGCAUACCACAGUGUUCACAAGUUGAGUGUAUUACCUGUAAUGGGGAAGAUUACAGAGGACCAAUGGACUAUACAGAAAGUGGGAAAGAAUGUCAACGAUGGGACCUGAAUGAACCUCACAAGCAUACAUACCACCCCUCAAGAUACCCUGACAAAGGCCUACAUGAUAACUACUGUAGGAACCCCGAUGGACGUCACAGACCAUGGUGCUUUACCACAGACCCAAAUACACACUGGGAGUACUGCAACAUCAAAGUUUGUGAAACUCCUCCUAAAAGUCCUGAGGCGGAGACAACCGAGUGCUAUGAGGGCAGAGGAGAGGGUUACAGAGGCACAGCAGACACGACGCCCAUCGGACUCGCCUGCCAACGCUGGGAUUCUCAGUAUCCACAUAACCACACAUUCCUACCUGAAGCGUACCCUUGCAAGGACCUGAAAGAGAACUAUUGUCGAAAUCCAGAUGGUCAAGAAUUCCCCUGGUGUUUCACUACAGACCCAAGAGUACGCACAAUGUUCUGCACCCACAUCCCUCAGUGCGGCAUCCAGAACAGUCCUGUCAGUGACUGUUUCUUAGGCUUUGGAGAGAAUUACCAAGGAGAGCAGUCAAGGACUAGAUCAAACCUACCCUGCGCUCCCUGGAGAGACCACAGCAACAGGGGGGAGAGGAGCAUGCUGAUGGCUGGCCUAGAGGGAAAUUUCUGCAGAAAUCCUGAUAAGGACAAACAUGGUCCGUGGUGUUUCACCAACAAUUCUGCCAUUAGCUGGGAUUACUGCAACGUAAAACCUUGUGAUGCUUUGCAAAACAGCAUUCCACCAGUCUUUGUAGCUGAGCCAACCCCUGUGAGGUGUUUUGUCCAUAAAAGAACCAGGAUUGUGGGAGGAGCUCCAGUUGGCAUAUCAGACGGCAGCUGGAUGGUUAGCAUACAGAAAGGAUCGGUGCAUUGGUGUGGGGGUUCCCUUGUGCGAGAGGAGUGGGUACUUACUGACAGACAAUGCUUCUCCUCCUGUGUUCCGGACCUCAGUGAGUAUCGGGUGUGGCUGGGAGUCUCUGAUCUUCGAGAAGGAUCUCCUGACAGGCCUAAGAGACAGGAAGUCAGAAUAGCUCAAGUGAUAUGUGGCCCCAAUGGAUCUAGCUUGGCCCUCCUGAGACUCUCAAAGCCCGCCCGUCCUGCAGACAAUGUCCACACAAUUCAGCUACCUGUGGCUGGAUGCUCCAUCCCAGAGGGAACCAUGUGCAAAAUGUAUGGAUGGGGAGAGACAAAAGGCACUGGUCAUGAUGACGUCCUAAAGGCAGUGGACUUGCCCAUUGUUGGAAAUGAUAGGUGCAGAGAAAUGCAUAGAGGGAACUUCCAUAUCACCAACACCAAGAUCUGUGCAGGGGGGAAACGGAACGAGGGAGUGUGUGAGAGAGAUUAUGGGGGCCCUCUUGUGUGUCAAGAUGGUGAUCUCAAAGUUAUUGUUGGCAUCAGUGUCCAUGGCAGAGGCUGCGCUCGAGCCAACCAGCCUGGCAUUUUUAUUAAUGUCCCCUUCUACACACAGUGGAUUUACAAGGUCUUUCGAUAUAACCCAAACUCUGAAACUGCUUAGAAACAAAUCACUACUAGGGGACUAAAUUAAAACUAGACCCUCUCUUCUUUAACUCCAGUGGACAUCUUUAACUCAGAACAUCUGGUUUCUGUGACUCAGAUACCUGUGGGGCCUGCAGCUGAAGAUGAAAGUCUGAGGAAGUACUUGCAGUGAUGAUGGCUUUAAAAUCACUAGCAAAUACCAUACUGACUUCAGUACAGGAGUCAGUAACUAGUGGUUGAUUACAAAGAUGGAAACGUAUUACUUCUCAUAUCGUAGACAUGUAACAUCAUGUAAUUUUUGAACCAUCUAGAGGGAGAACAGUUUUGAUAAUAGACAGUUAUUACAUAAGAAAAGGACGCUUUUGAGUCAGUCAGAACCAGAGUCAAAAAAUACAAACAGGAUUGCGAAAAAGUAUUUGCCCCUUUUAUCUUACCUGUUUCGGUUCCUGGAACAACUAUUAAUAUAAGAUGAUAUGACCAAAGUUAAUUUUACAAAGCAAUCUUUAAAUUAUUAACUUAUUAAAGGACAAAAUGCAUCCAGACCAACCUGGCCCUUUGUGAAAAAGUUAAUAGCUGGAUAAGUCAGAUUUCCCACUGGGAAACUGGCCAGUUACAACUUGUAAGGCCAACUUUGCUUUUCAAUAUGGACCUCCUCACAUCAGCAAUAGUGAGAUUUUGUGGAAUUAUGUUUAGGUAACACUUUAUUUGAAGGGAUUGCAUAAGACUGACACAACACCUGUCAUGAACAUGAAGGUUUCUUCAUAAAUGUCAACGACUGUUGUCAUGAGUUAAAUAAUGACACUUUUAUUGCAAAGUUGACACUUUUAAUGUAUUUUUGAUGCUAGUUUUAAUGCAACAUUGCUUUAAAAAACUCAUUAUUUACCUUCACUGACAACAGUCAUAAGCAUUAAUGAAGACCCCUUCAUGUUCACGACAGUUGUUAUGUCAUGUUUAUGACAGUGUCAUGUCAGUCAUAUGCACAGCCCUUCAAAUAAAGUGUUACUGAUGUUCAUUUUAAAAGACAAACAUGUGAGAGCGUGUCUAUAUUCAUGUAGCACCUGCAACUAUAAACUAAUUAAAAGUGAUGUUUGCUUAUGGAAAAAGUUUAAAGCUGAUGUUUGUUAGAGGUACUGUUAAAUGUUUGUGAGUGUCGCCAUGUUGAAAUUCCAACUAAUCCUCUAGUGACCUUGGGUCUGACGUAAAACUGAAGCUUUGAGUUCCGAUUUCCGAUAAAACUGGAAAGCAGCGUUAGUGCGACUAACUGUCAGUCCAUAAUAGCAGUGGCUGCCACCAAACGAAGCCUAACCAAUUAGGUUUUUAGGGCAAUUAUUCUUUCACAUAAUGCCAUGUUAGUUUGUAUAGCUUUUUUCCCUUAAUAUAUUUAUCAUUCUUAUUUUAUCAUUCUUUGAAACUUCUUUUUCUCAGGUUUCCAUUCUAUAUGAGAUCUGUCAACCUUGACAGACUUUCCAUGUGUCCACUGUAGAUGUGUGUAUGUGAAUUCUCAAAUCCUGGUAUUACUUGAAUGAACUGAAUACCAAAUGCAGAGGUUCAAAUGUUGGGCCAAUUAGAAAAAAAACCUGUGGUAGAACAUGUUAAGGGCACUCCAUCCAUUUCUGAGGGGCUUAAUAAAACAAGUCCUUUAUGUAAAUAGUUAUUAAAUGAGUGUAUUUGUGACACUCUUAGUGUAAUUUAGGUCUUAUAGAUCUACAAAAUGAGAACAUGAAUGUUGUAUCAAGGAGAUAUAAGAAAAAAUUAAAGUGAUUUUUUUUUACAGUGGAAACUUUCUGUCAUCUUUCUGUUUCAUAAUUGUUAGAUUUAAAAAAAGAAUUCCUACAUUGUAAUGUUAUCACAGCACCAUGGACUGUACAUAUGUGAUCCCUUCUGUGUAAAAAAUGAAAGAAGUGCCUAACUUUUAAGUUAUCAUUCAUGUAUAUUCAUAGACUCAUUCUGUACAAUUUCCAGUAGUUCAAGUCAUUGUGAUUAUUCCUGUUUUGUUUUUGUCCUGUUUUGUCCAUUUCUGCAGUAGUGAUUGAGAAAAAUAAACAUCUGCACAAGGAGAUAAUGUAGUCGUAUUUAAUGAAUUAGAAUAUAAUUGAAAAGUUUCAGUAACUCAGUUCAUUAAGUGAAACACAGACAGAUGUUUUCAAGUCUCUGACUCUUUUGAUUAUCUGGAUUUUCUUCUUACAGUUGAUGAAAAUUUGAAAUUUCAGAAAAAAAACACAUUUUUAAUACAGAAAUGUGGGCUCAAUGGAAAGUAUGUUUUAUACCUGCUAAAUUUUAUUUUCAGAAAUGACUUAGUCUGACAAACAAGCUUCAUUGCAACGUAUGUUACAAUUAAUUGAAUAUGACAGCAUGCAUGGAUUGAUGUUUAGCCAGGACUGAUUUAUCAGUGCAGGCAAAACUCGACUCAUCCUUAGUGUCUCCACUCUGAAUGUUAAUUUCACAAAGUCAGUCAAAUUUUGUGUACAAGGAGUAUGUCUGUUUCAUCGGAAUGACACUUAAAUUGACAAAACUUGAUAUACAUCAUAUCCAUAUUAUGUAUUUACAAUUGCGAUAACAUGGUUUUUCUUGUAAACAUGUGUUUUGGCACUGAAAUAUGCUGCAAGCUGCUACAGUCUACAUGUUGUACUAGUUGCCUUAUGUUUUCUGUAUAAUGUACAUUUGCUGUAAGGUUCCACUUACCCAUUAUGCUUAAGAAUAAACAGUUUACCUAGUGA
Xiphophorus hellerii (green swordtail) is the source of this 4972-nucleotide messenger RNA. RefSeq names its product hepatocyte growth factor b (gene hgfb). Gene Ontology annotation, biological process: hepatocyte growth factor receptor signaling pathway; positive regulation of protein phosphorylation; negative regulation of apoptotic process. The transcript is spliced from 18 exons. Gene Ontology annotation, molecular function: signaling receptor binding; serine-type endopeptidase activity. Lineage: Eukaryota; Metazoa; Chordata; Actinopteri; Cyprinodontiformes; Poeciliidae. The record is from RefSeq and is a predicted model, not a curated record. The coding region runs from base 115 to 2274 and encodes 719 amino acids.